UUUAGUUUUGUUGUAGCAAUCGUGUAGUUUUGUUUUUGACGUGUCAGUGGUUUUUUAACAGACAGAUUGUGCCAAAGAAAUCCGCUAAAAUUUAAAAUUAUAUUAAAUAUAUUCCAUAUACCAGCCAUAAAAUAAGCUAAAAAAUGUAUAACACACUUUUAGUGUUGCUUGUGUUAGGCUUGGCAGCCGUAAAUGGCCAGCGAGUGGCUCCCGGUGUACCACCACAGCACUAUCAAGCACCACAACAAUAUCAACAGCAUCCCCAGCAACAACAGUAUCAACAACAUCCUCAACAGAAUUUACCACCUGGAGUAAGUCCCCAACAAUAUCAACAAAUGCAACAACAGCAACAAAUGCAGCAGCAGCAACAAAUGCAAUACCAACAAGUACCGGUGCAACAGCAGCCACCAGUUCAACAAGUACCAGUACAACAAGUACCAGUUCAACAAGUUCCAGUACAACAAGUACCAGUACAACAAGUACCAGUUCAACAAGUUCCAGUACAUCAACAAGUACCUGUUCAACAGGUUCCCCAAGGGCAUGGUGGCGGCCACCAUGCUCCUCAUGGUCAUCACGGUCAACAACAAGUCUUAAAUGCUGCUAAUAUUCAACAUGAAAGGGAGCAUAUCCAAGAGCAUAUGCAAGUACCUAUUGACACCAGCAAAAUGUCGGAGGCUGAAUUACAAUUUCAUUAUUUUAAAAUGCACGACUCCGAUAAUAACAACAAAUUAGAUGGUUGCGAACUCAUUAAAUCUCUAAUCCACUGGCAUGAACAAGGAAGUAAAGAUGCUCAUGCCAAUAACGGUCAACAGCCAACUGUAGAGGAAAAAAUAUUUACAGAUGAAGAACUGGUAGCUUUAAUUGACCCCAUCUUACAAAUGGACGAUACCUCAAAGGAUGGUUAUAUUGAUUAUCCCGAAUUUAUGAGGGCCCAACAAAAAUCACAACAAAAUCAACAACAAGCUCAAAAAAGUGGCCAUUAGUUUUCCAUUUCAUUAAUACUGUGUUCAUUUUAGAUUAUUUUCUGUUUCCAAGUCUUUUUUACUGUUGUUUAGUCAUUUUAAAGAAUCUCUUUUUUUAUUUUUUGUUACCUUAAUUAAAUUUUUCUAAAUGAGCAUCUCAAUAUUUGAACAAAAAAUCACUAUUACAUAUAUUUAAAAUUUUUUUUAUUUAUUUUUUGCACGGGUUUUCUAACUUAAAAAUAUUAAAUGACUGAUUAUGAAGAAGCUCAGUUUUAUAUCAAAAAAUAUAAAACAAUAUACUGACGUACAAUUGUUUGAUCAAUUGUAUUAUAAGAUAAAUAAAAUAAACUUAGAAUGACAUAAUUUUUAAAAGAUAUUUUAAAGGAA
Calliphora vicina (urban bluebottle blowfly) is the source of this 1349-nucleotide messenger RNA. Its product is annotated as general transcriptional corepressor trfA. The record is from RefSeq and is a predicted model, not a curated record. Gene Ontology annotation, molecular function: calcium ion binding. NCBI's taxonomy places the organism in Eukaryota, Metazoa, Arthropoda, Insecta, Diptera, Calliphoridae. The transcript has 5 exons. The coding region runs from base 144 to 983 and encodes 279 amino acids.